Ziziphus jujuba (common jujube) is the source of this 1845-nucleotide messenger RNA. Its product is annotated as CBL-interacting serine/threonine-protein kinase 5. NCBI's taxonomy places the organism in Eukaryota, Viridiplantae, Streptophyta, Magnoliopsida, Rosales, Rhamnaceae. Bases 332 to 1684 code for a protein of 450 amino acids. The transcript has a single exon. The record is from RefSeq and is a predicted model, not a curated record. Gene Ontology annotation, biological process: signal transduction; protein phosphorylation. Gene Ontology annotation, molecular function: ATP binding; protein kinase activity.
AAUUUUAAUUUGUCUCAAACUCUGUGUGCUACUCUGGCCCCAGGUCUCGCAAUCAGAGAAUACCAGGUGCUCCAAGCCUCCAAUGGCUAUAGAGUCCUCCUCACUCUCUUCCUCACUUUUACUCUAGCCAAUCAAAAAAACCCCUUAAACCCUCCAACAAAUAGAAGAUAUGGAUUCCAUUGAUAUCAGUUUCUCCGCAGUUCUAUCUUGGAUUCCGUUAUACUAUUCAAAAUCCCUUGGUUAAAAAUUUUCCAAGGAAAAUACCUGGAAUUUUCAACAAAAGAAAAGUAGGAAUCAGAGAAGAAAAAGAAAAAUCUAAGAAGACAUAGAGAUGGAGGAGAGGCAUGUUUUGUUCGGGAAAUACGAAAUAGGUAGACUACUGGGAAAAGGGACAUUUGCGAAGGUGUACUAUGGCAAAGUGGUGGAUUCAGGGGAAGGAGUGGCAAUCAAAGUGAUCAACAAAGACCAGGUGAAGAAGGAAGGUAUGAUGGAGCAGAUCAAGCGCGAGAUCUCGGUGAUGCGAAUGGUUCGGCAUCCGAACAUCGUGGAGCUCAAAGAGGUCAUGGCCACCAAAUCCAAGAUCUUCUUCGUGAUGGAGUACGUCAGAGGAGGCGAGCUCUUCGCCAAAGUCGCCAGGGGCAAACUGAAGGAGGAUCUGGCUCGCAGAUAUUUCCAGCAAUUGAUCAGCGCCGUUGAUUUCUGCCACAGCAGGGGAGUCUCUCACCGAGAUUUGAAGCCCGAGAAUCUCCUCCUCGACGAGAAUGGCAACCUCAAGAUCUCCGAUUUCGGGCUCUCCGCUCUCCCGGAGCAGCUCCGCAACGACGGCCUCCUCCACACUCAGUGUGGAACUCCGGCGUACGUUGCCCCUGAAGUUCUGAGAAAGAAAGGCUACGACGGUUCCAAAGCCGAUAUUUGGUCCUGCGGAGUGAUUUUGUUUGUGCUUCUGGCUGGAUUUCUUCCAUUUCAGGAUGAGAAUAUCAUGAAGAUGUAUCGCAAAGUUUUCAAAGCCGAAUUCGAAUGCCCGCCUUGGUUCUCAUCCGAAGCCAGGCGAUUGAUCUCCAAACUACUUGUCGCUGAUCCCGAUCGACGGAUCACUAUCCCAGCUAUCAUGCGCGUCAGUUGGUUCCGCAAGGACUUUACUAGGCCCGUAGCGUUUUCGGCCCAAGAGCCCGUACCCGACAACAAGCUGGAAGAAAACGACGACAGCAAAUCGUUGUCGUCGUCGCCCAAGUUUUUCAACGCGUUCGAGUUCAUCUCUUCAAUGUCGUCGGGAUUCGACCUCUCGAAUCUGUUCGAGAGCAAAAGGAAAGCCGGGUCGAUGUUCACGUCGAGAUUCUCGGCUACGGCCAUCAUGACGAAGAUCGAGGCGGUGGGCAGAGGGCUCAGCUAUAAGGUUUCGAAGGUGAAGGAUUUCAAAAUAAGGCUUCAAGGUCCUUCGGAAGGGAGGAAAGGGAGGCUGUCGGUGACGGCGGAGGUCUUCGAGGUGGCGCCGGAAGUGGCCGUCGUUCAGUUCUCCAAGUCGGCCGGCGAUACUCUGGAGUACGCCAAGUUUUGUGACGAAGAUGUCAGACCGGCAUUGAAAGACAUCGUUUGGACAUGGCAAGGAGAUAACCUUGUUGAUAACGCCAAUGCUGCUCCUGACGCUGAAGUGAACAGUGAAGAAGAUAAAUUUUUAAUCAAGUAAAUACCUGAUUAGGGGUUUUCACUUUUAUUUUUAUUUUAUUUUUUGUGUGUGUUUUUCUUUUUUCUUUUUUCUUUUUUUAAAGAAAAAAAGUUGGGAUCCAGUUUGGAUUUGUAUAUAUUAAUUUUGUGAGUUAGCAUGUGUUAAUGAACGUAUAUAUUAUA